UUAUAAACAAAAUUUACCAUUGCACGUAAAUCUACCAGGAUAUUUUGGAACUAGCGAGUCCUCAGUGUAAUGUUAGACAACUAGCCUGCUAGCUAGCUUAGCUAACAACUUUUCAUUCAUUACGCCUGUACACUUUUCUUUGUUGAUAGCUACCGGGUAGCUUUUUUCACAACAUUAGCUGGGCAGUAGAGAGGCGUCGUUGGUUUUUGUUUAGAGUCAUGCAGACACAACAGAAAACCAGCCGGAUAUAAGCAUCGUUAUGCUAACUUAGUUUGCUUUAAAGUUGACAGCUGGCUUGUUAUACAGGCGAGAUUAGCUAGCAUAAUAUUUUCCAAACAAGCUUAUUAGUUGCGCUACUGUCACUACUGUCCACACUAAGAGGAGAAUUACAUCAGCCGCAGCAACAACGAACCCUAUGUUUGAGUAAAAUCCUACAAAAAGGGGUAUAUUUUUAUUGCUUUCCUCCUUUAAUGGUAUCUUACUUGGUAGCAGCAACAAAGGGUUGCUAUAGUAUCUAUCCUCUCCCAGGCAGCAUCACUAGCGCUCCUCUCAUCUCCCUAUCCGUCCUUGAAUGAUGGUGUUAGAUGUCACUAUAAUGAAGGUGUGAGAAGGAAGCCCAUUUGGUCCCCUUGCUGUUCUGCACACUUCCAUAUGGAUUCCAGCAAUGAUGAGGCCCUUGAUAUUAUUGUCACCAAUGUGGUGGCGACCUUUAGGACCAGGUGCCAUCUCAAUUUGCGCACUAUUGCCUUAGAGGGGAUCAAUGUUAUCUACAAACCAGAAGUAGGGAAAGUCCUUAUGAAGCUUCGUAAACCCAAGAUAACAGCCUCAAUCUGGUCAUCAGGGAAAAUCAUCUGCACUGGAGCAACAAGUGAAGACGAGGCAAAGUUAGGUGCCCGCAGGUUAGCACGCUGUCUGCAGAAACUAGGUUUCAAGGUGCGAUUUUCAGCCUUUAGGGUUGUGAAUGUGCUGGCUGUGUGCUCCAUGCCCUUUGCAGUCCACCUCAUAGACUUUACCAAGAACAACCGUCCUAUUGCAAGUUAUGAACCAGAACUCCAUCCCGCUGCUACAUACAGGAUCAAAAACCUCAAGGCUACUAUCCAGGUGUUCUCUACUGGCAGCAUCACAGUUACAGGACCAAAUGUGCAGAAUGUGGCCACAGCCGUGGAGCAGGUUUACCCACUAUUAUUCGAGUGUCAAAAACCUCUCUGCAAGUAAAUGAAAACAAAAAGUAAAUGGGAAGGCAAGUCUAAUUCUUUGUUUCAAGUGAGGAAGCACCUUAUUCUGGAAUUUGCUUUUUCUUAUCAUUACAUGGCAACAGCAACAAAUGUCUUAACAAAAUGACAGACAAAUGGAUAAGAGCUGGAUUUUAAAAUGGUCUUCACUAUGUUAUCUAGAAUGUUUUUUUUUAGUUUUCAUACUCACGAAUUGUCACUACAGUCAUUUUACAGUGUAACUCUUUUGAUUUUAACAGCCUAAACCUGCAAAUGUCUUCCAAAUGUUAUUUCCUCCAUUGAAAUGGUUAAUCGAACAUGACUAGCACUGACGGGGGAGCUGUUUGCUCUCGCUUUUGUGAUUUUCUCUGGGUGGUUUUGCAUGGAUACUGAAAGACAAGUUUGUAACAUUUUUAAAACGAGAACAGCUGUAACUAUUGCGAAGAGUCGAGAUUUUAACACCAACACCCCAUUUACAUCUGUCGUUUAAACGCGGCCUGUGAUUGGAUCUCAGCCACCUCAGUGCACCUCCUCCUGCUGGGAUCAAAUCACACAUUUCAGAAGAUCCAUCAAGAAUACACGUUAUUAUCAAGUAAAAAAAUAAAGCCCAUGGGUGCAAUGUAAAUAACCAGAUGUCCUAGAAAACAUAGAGAUCAGGUGUAAAAGGAGCCUGAUAGUGUCCACUAUUUUUUCUUAUGCCAGGUUUCUUAAUCAAAUCUCCGUCCGUUGCUUCUCUAUAAAGGUGCUUGAGUGGAAAAAAAAAAAAUCCACUCUUAAGUGGCCCCUAACUUUUGCUCAAACACAAACAGCAUUCUACUUAGGAUAACUUCAACUUUGUUUGCCCGUUUAUUAUUAUUCUGCACAGCUAUGGCUGACCAUGUUCCCUAGUGUGGUUUUAAUGUAUUGUCCUUUUGAACAUGUGAGUUCCCUGUAAUAGUUAAUUUGCUGUUAUUUCUUUUUCUGGCUACAACUCUUAAAAACAACAGCAAUUGCUACUGGGACAUGGUAAGACCAUUACAUUUUAACAGAGUUUUUACUGCGCAGAGGAAUAAUGAUUUGUAAAACAGCCAGAAUCCGAAUGUUUAAAAUUGCCGGAUAUUCAGCAACUAGAAACAACCCCUCGAGAGAACAGAUAGUGAAGCAGAUCAGAAUCACAAAAGGAGUCACUAGUAAACCAGAAGACUUAAGGCUUUUUCUUUUUAAGUUUUGUGAAUCCUUGAAGCAGCAUUACAAGUGUUCGAGGUGGUCACGGUCCACAGCCUGUGUUGUCUGAAAAUGAAACCCUUCAUAAAAUCCCAUUCUCUCAAAACAGCAAAAAGCAAUGGUUAGUGGUUAAGUGUUGUAUCCUUGUGGUAACAAGACUGCAGAUUGCACACUGGGUCAUACAUCUAUAGAGACAGCCUAUGUAUGUAUGUGUAUAUUUAAAUGCAACUGGUGGUGAAGAUGUUGACUAAAUGUUUGACGUUGUAUGUGAUACGGAGUGAUUUUCGAACCAGUGUCAACUCAACAUUUGGGACACUUGUUCAGUAUUUUGUAUUUUGUAUAAAAAUAAAGGUUAAACAUGC
Sphaeramia orbicularis (orbiculate cardinalfish) is the source of this 2776-nucleotide messenger RNA. RefSeq names its product TBP-like 1 (gene tbpl1). Gene Ontology annotation, biological process: DNA-templated transcription initiation. NCBI's taxonomy places the organism in Eukaryota, Metazoa, Chordata, Actinopteri, Kurtiformes, Apogonidae. The record is from RefSeq and is a predicted model, not a curated record. Gene Ontology annotation, molecular function: DNA binding. The transcript has 7 exons. The coding region runs from base 652 to 1215 and encodes 187 amino acids.